UUUUUUUUUUAUUUAAUAGAGAAUCUAAUUAUGAAAUAACUAAUCAGACCAGUAGGAGUUAAUUGUUCCAAUGGUCACUAAACUUUGGUUCAUGUUUUUGAUAAAAUGUCGAGUUUUGGUCACUGAAUUUAGGUCAAUAUCUUCGAUUAUUCACUAAACUUAGAUCUCUGUUUUAGAUUGCUUACUGAAAUUUAAAAUGUCGAGUUUUGAUCACUGAACUUUGGAAUAUGCCGUUUGUUACUCAUUAGCAUAAUUGUUGAAUUUUGAAAAAUAUCGAGUUUUCAAUGAGUAAUGUAAAACAUUUUUUUAAGUUCAAUAAAUAAUGUACAAUAUUUUUCAAAGUUCAGUAAGUAAUGUAUAAUAUUUUUUAAAAUUUAGUUGUCAAAACUCGAUAUUUUAAACUUCAGUGAGUAGUCUAAGACACGGAUCUAAGUUCAGUGAUGAAAACUCGAUGUUUUAAACUUUAGUGACUAAUCAAAGACAUGAACCUAAGUUCAGUGACCAUUGGAACAAUUAACUCGAUCAGUAGAGGCAUCAAAACAUGGAAGCUUGGUCUAGGCAUUGCCGGGUCUCCUGGAAUAGCAAAAGCCUGGAACAGACAGUUGAGAUUGAGCUGGGCUGUGCCUGACCUUGCUACAUGGGCCCUCUUGCAAAACAAUGGUUGGGCAACACCGCCUCCUACCUCCACCAUCAUGAGCAUCACCGUGCCGGAAUUCUGGGAUUGGACGUGGGAUGAUCUAGUGUUUCACGACUUACCAGCUAUUAUUGAGUUCGUGUUCAAACAAACUGGGCAGAAAAUCCACUACGUAGGCCAUUCCAUGGGAACUUUAAUGGCCCUGGCAUCCUUCUCUGAAGGGAAACUAAUAGACAAGGUCAGAUCAGCCACACUGUUGAGUCCAAUCGCUUACUUGAGCCAUAUGACUACAACACUUGGUGUUCUUGUGGCAAGAGCUUUUGUUGGUGAAAUCACUACAAUAUUUGGACUCGCGGAAUUCAAUCCUAAAGGGGAGCCUGUAUCCAACUUUCUCAAGGCACUGUGUACCGACCCGGAGGUGGACUGUUAUGACUUGCUAGCCUCUCUUACGGGAAGGAACUGCUGUCUCAAUAACUCCACUGUUGAGCUUUUCUUGAAGAAUGAACCUCAAUCUACUGCAACUAAGAAUCUAGUUCAUUUGGCUCAAACUGUUCGGGAUGGAAUCCUGUCGAGAUAUGACUACGGAAAUUCUGACUUCAAUGAAGAGCAUUAUGGGGAAUCUAAACCUCCGAUUUACGAUUUGUCGAAAAUCCCCCGUGAUCUGCCCAUCUAUCUGAGUUAUGGAGGGGAAGAUGCACUCUCUGAUGUAAAAGAUGUGGAGACUUUGCUUGAUAACCUUAAAUUACAUGACGAAGACAAGCUCCAUGUUCAGUAUAUAAAGGAUUAUGCACAUGCAGAUUUCAUAAUGGGAGAAACAGCCAAGGAUAUUGUUUAUAAUCAGAUUAUAUCAUUUUUCAGAAAUCAGCAGUAAAUUUCUUGAUUUUGGGCAUUCGAUGACUUUUCAGAUCUCGGGCACGUUUGAUAUGUUGAAUUACUGGAUUGAACAAAAUAAAAAACUGAAGAUGCCACCUGUGAGUUAUUGAUGUACGUGGACAGGUCCUUGUGUGAUAGAGGCAAAAACGCAGAAUAAACAAAUUAUCCCAAAACACCCUUUAUACUACAUUCAACUCGUUUCUUAAAGUUUAAGUUGUUAGGCAUCAGACAUUUAUUUAUUUGUUUUUCAUCUGUGUCGUUCUACCAUAUUCAUGUAUUGCAUGUUAAAAAAAUGGGAAACCUAUAUAUCUUAGUUUCAAA
Molecule: messenger RNA, 1828 nt
Organism: Olea europaea var. sylvestris
Lineage: Eukaryota; Viridiplantae; Streptophyta; Magnoliopsida; Lamiales; Oleaceae
Product: triacylglycerol lipase 2-like
Exons: 7
Coding region: 483-1505 (340 amino acids)
Biological process (GO): lipid metabolic process
Molecular function (GO): hydrolase activity, acting on ester bonds
Source: RefSeq, a predicted model, not a curated record